UUUGAUACUCUGUGGAUAUGCGAGUGCAAAGGCAGGUUACUGCAAGCAAAUCAACCAUCACCCUUGAUCAUGGCAUCAUCUUACAUAGUAAUCUUUGCGCUUGCAGUUUUAGUUGAGUUGACUACUCGCACAACAACAGCUUUGCCCAAAGUUAAGAUGGAUGGAGAAAAUACAGACCAAGAUAGAGCGGUGUCGACAGAAGGAGAAGAUGACUUAAGUGAAAUGGGACCCGGGCGGCUCAUCUUCAGAAGACAACCCAUCAUAGAGGGCAGACUGGUAGACGAAGAUGGGACAAACCGCAUCUUCAUACUUGCUGACACAGGAAUAAAAGGGUCUCUUGGGAGGGAAACAAACCUUGCCUUUUCGAGAACCUUCCCUGUGCUGCCGCCAAGUGGGAUGGAUCAUAUUCUGGAUGGAUUCAACAUGAGGGAUGAGAGACGUAGCACAGAUAAUGCCAUUCCCAUGGGCAGGAGCGACAUACUGAGGUGCAUGAUAGGGAGAGUAUACAGGCCCUGCUGGCAAGCUUGAAAACAGAGCAGCUGACAAAGCACCUGCAUGAUUUUCCCAGCUCUGAUCCUCCAAGACACUCCUAAUAUAAAAGAUAACAAACAUAC
Molecule: messenger RNA, 614 nt
Organism: Carassius carassius (crucian carp)
Lineage: Eukaryota; Metazoa; Chordata; Actinopteri; Cypriniformes; Cyprinidae
Product: pro-MCH 2-like
Exons: 3
Coding region: 70-528 (152 amino acids)
Biological process (GO): chemical synaptic transmission; behavior
Molecular function (GO): melanin-concentrating hormone activity; type 1 melanin-concentrating hormone receptor binding
Source: RefSeq, a predicted model, not a curated record